Messenger RNA from Acytostelium subglobosum LB1, 1992 nucleotides. RefSeq lists its product as hypothetical. The record is from RefSeq and is a predicted model, not a curated record. Lineage: Eukaryota; Evosea; Eumycetozoa; Acytosteliales; Acytosteliaceae. The transcript is spliced from 7 exons. The coding region runs from base 1 to 1992 and encodes 663 amino acids.
AUGUCUGCAUCUCUAAACGGAGUGGACGAUGACAACCAAAUAGAGACCAUAGAUACCACUACAAAUGAGUUGGAGUAUACAUUCUGGUUCAUGAAGAAGAGACAAUGGUCAAGACUACAGAGAGGAUCACUAUCUAAUGAGAAGAGAGGCUUCUCAUUACUCUGGGCUGCAUUGUUCCUGGCUGCAUACGGUGUAUACCUAUUCUUACAGAUAUACAAAUUCAAGAGGACUGAUGGAUUUAUAUUAGAGUUCAUAUUGAUGGGAUUCAUAUCAAUAUCACUUGGACUUAUACUUCCAAGAUUUGCAUGGAUCGUCAGGAUGGUCUUCUUGGAGGCCUACGUCACACUGUAUCUAUUCUUCAUAUUUGAUCUGUACUACAAGAAACAGUACUAUAUCCCAUUGCUCUGUUUGGCCAGUGGCAUACUGGUGCUGACCAUCAUCAGCUUCUUUGUCUAUCCCUACAUCAUGCGUUGCAUCUACUCGAUCACUGGUGCACUGACACUUAUGGCCGACAAAGAGGCAUGGACAAAGGGCGAGAGCAAUCGAUUCACAAUCAAGCAGCGCAACUGUCUCAUUGGAACACCCACGACAUGCAUCUAUGAAGGACCUCUCGUCGAUGGACGUCCACAUGGCAUUGGCACAUGGAUGGACACAAGCUAUCAAGGCGAGCUACUCUCUGGCUACUGGGAGAAUGGUAUUCCCCUUGGACCAUUUGAGAGCAUGGAGAAUGACACACGUUCCCUCUUGGUCAAUCUCCGCAUUGUUUACGGUACCAAUGGUGGAGGUAAGAGUUGGCUUGACAGAGUGCCACUACACACUGGUGUCGCAGCAGUUGAGUGCUGUGUCUCUGGUAACUUCUUCAAGGGCUACCCCAAGGUGAGCAUGAUCAAAGGACCAGAUCACUGCUCUUGCAAGAAGAAGUGCAUUUGUAUUAAGAAGCUCUUUGACAAUAGGAGCUAUAGACAUAUUGAUGAGGACAAGACAAUCUCCUCUGUUGUAGUAUCAGUUGACAGAAAGUUGGAUACACUCUUGGUAUCUGGUCAUAAACCAAGACAACAUAUUCAAUCAAAAGUCACAAUCAAUUUGGAAGCAAACAAGGAAAAGGCAAACGUCAAGAGCUUGGUAUUGGACAACAACUGGAUAUCCAGUCAGUCCAAUGAGGGACUACUUUUUAUUCAUGGCUAUGAUCACGAUCUGAAGGAUGCCAUCAAACGAUUCGCUCAGUUCCUUGCACUUGGUCACUUCCCAAGCUAUCUGAAACCAUUUGUGUUCAACUGGCCAUCAUCCACCAGCUCACUUCUCUACUGGUGUGCACACUCCAUCGCCUCUGACAAUGACAAUCACCGCGACCUACAAAAGUUCAUCGAGAGUCUUGGACAUGCAGGCAUCCGCACACUUCACAUUAUGUGUCAUAGCAUGGGCACACGAUUCUUCCUGCGUUCAUUCUCCAAGGUGAAGAAAGCCUUUGGUAAACGCAUGGUGCUCAGUCCACAUGUCAGCUUCAGUGGUGUACCAACGGUGCCAGAGACCUCCUCCCCAUCAUCAUCACGUGGUGCAGGCUAUGAUGAAUCAAAGAUACAACUGGCCAACCUUAUCUUCCUCAAUCCAGACUAUGAGAUUGAGACCUUUAAGAAUGACUAUGAUGAGCUAAGGAAUUAUUGUCCAAAGAUGACAAUAUACGCAGAUCAUCGUGAUAUGGCCAUCAAGAUGGCAUUCAAGAUGCUACAAAAGCAGAACCUUGGCAACAACAUUAACCUAAUCAGUGAUGUGUAUGGACGUGCACUUGAUGUGGACAUUAUCGAUACUGGUGAUCUGGACAGUAACAUGUCGGAGCGACACCACUCUUUCUUCAACAUUAACAGACUGAUGGUAGACGACCUACAUGACCUCGUUGUGACGGGCAAGCGAGCCGAUGAACGUACCUCCCGUUUGAAGAAGGUGCACGAUGUAUACCGAUUCUCCAUCCUGCCAUCUUCAGUGGUUGUAGUCUAA